Molecule: messenger RNA, 439 nt
Organism: Ficedula albicollis (Collared flycatcher)
Lineage: Eukaryota; Metazoa; Chordata; Aves; Passeriformes; Muscicapidae
Product: 60S ribosomal protein L19-like
Exons: 3
Biological process (GO): translation
Cellular component (GO): ribosome; cytosolic large ribosomal subunit
Molecular function (GO): structural constituent of ribosome; RNA binding
Source: RefSeq, a predicted model, not a curated record
GUGCCCACCCUCCCUCCCCCAGCAUGCUCCGGCUCCAGAAGAGGCUGGCCUCCAGCGUGCUGCGCUGUGGCAAGAAGAAGGUGUGGCUGGAUCCCAAUGAGACCAACGAGAUCGCCAACGCCAACUCCCGGCAGCAGAUCCGGAAGCUGAUCAAGGAUGGGCUGAUCAUCCGCAAGCCCGUGACCGUGCACUCGCGGGCUCGCUGCAGGAAGAACACGCUGGCCCGGCGCAAGGGCCGGCACAUGGGCAUCGGUGAGUGCUGCAUCCCCUGGAGUGGGGGAGAUCCCAGCCCCACAGCUCCUGGGGAGCCGUCCCUGAGCUUGGGACAGUACCACAGCCUGUACCUGAAGGUCAAGGGUAACGUGUUCAAGAACAAGCGGAUCCUCAUGGAGCACAUCCACAAGCUGAAGGCUGACAAAGCCCGCAAGAAGCUCCUGGC